Messenger RNA from Gopherus flavomarginatus (Mexican gopher tortoise), 881 nucleotides. Its product is annotated as zinc finger protein 560-like. Gene Ontology annotation, biological process: regulation of DNA-templated transcription. The coding region runs from base 225 to 881 and encodes 218 amino acids. NCBI's taxonomy places the organism in Eukaryota, Metazoa, Chordata, Testudines, Testudinidae. The transcript is spliced from 8 exons. The record is from RefSeq and is a predicted model, not a curated record.
AUGAUGGGUUGUUUCCCAAUGUGCUAAGAUGCAGCCGCCUCUGGGGUGGAUCCAUGGUGGCCAUUAUUUGCUAGUGACAGCCCGUGGACCUUUCUUGCCCUCCAGGCCUUCCAUUCUCCUGUUAAAGAAGCACUCCCCAGGCUCCCUCUGUCUGUGUGACUGGCCAGCAGGAGGUGGUGGUAACUUUCUAGCCACUUCUCACACUCUGUGAGACAGGCUGCAGAAUGUUUUGCUCCAGCUCAUCCCAGCCUGGCGUGGGACAGGGAAGAGAAAUGGCUGCAGUGGAGUCAGUCCAGGGGCCGGUGACCUUCAAGGAGAUGGCUAUGUAUUUCACCAGGGAAGAGUGGGCUCUGCUGGACCCCACUCAGACAGCCCUCUACUGGGAUGUCAUGCAGGAGAACUAUGAGACUGUGACCUCGCUGGGCCAGAGAAUAACAUCCAUGUUUCGCUGCAGAUCAUCUCGUCCUCCCAGGGGCAAGGAAAUGGCUGCAAUGGAGCUGGCUCAGGGGCCGGUGACCUUUGAGGAGGUGGCUGUGUAUUUCACCAGGGAAGAGUGGGCUCUGCUGGACCCCACUCAGAGAGCCCUCUACUGGGAUGUCAUGCAGGAGAGCUAUGAGACGGUGGUCUUGCUGGGCCAGAGAAUAACAUCCAUGUUUUGCUGCAGAUCAUCUCGUCCUCCCAGGGGCAAGGAAAUGGCUGCAAUGGAGCUGGCUCAGGGGCCGGUGACCUUCGAUGAGGUGGCUGUGUAUUUCUCCAGGGAAGAGGGGACUCUGCUGGAUCCCACUCAGAGAGCCCUCUACAGGGAUGUCAUGCAGGAGAACUUUGAGACGAUAGUCUUGCUGGGAGAGAAGGUUUCAGUUGAAUUGAAUGCUCUGGCUUAG